GUAUACAUCUUUAAAUUUUAAUUUCAGACGUAUUCCAAUCAAAUGGCUCAAAAUAAGCGUAAAGGGCGGCCUGCUGGGAAGGAGGGUUCAGAUAAAACUUAUUCCAAUGAGUCCUUAGUUAAGAAUCCUACAGACAAAGAAUUGAGGAAGCUAAGAGCUAAAGAGGAUUCCUCUAGUAACUUUAUGGCGGACUUUGAUCCAACCAGACCAAGACGAGAGAAGCAGCGAGCCUCAAAGAGGUCAUCUGUUGCAGCCUCGAAGCCUGCCCGAUCCAAUAUUCUUUUCAGCGAUAAGGGAGUACACAUCAAGUCUGGUCAAGAUAUGUGUGAUUGCUUGAUCCUUGAAUGCCCGGGAUGUCAUUUUCCGUGCCCAAAGUGUAAGAGCACGAAGUGCGGUCAUGAUUGUCGGAACAACCGGAAAUGGCAAUACGAGACGGUGGUUCCUGAAAAUGAGCCGACUCGGACAAGGACGAACGCGUUUUCAAUUCAACCCGGGAAGUAAUACAUGUUAUCAUCCUUCCUCUCAUAGUGUUUAAACAGUUGUAAAGAAACUUUCGGCAGAAAAAUCUUGUGAAUUCUGAUCUCGGACAAACCAGCUGUAUAUUUGAAGGAAUUUUGUAAAUAUUAUUUUGGGCCUGGAAAAUUGUGAUUUUGAGCUGAAGAAAAUAAUUUAUAGAAAAA
Eurytemora carolleeae is the source of this 680-nucleotide messenger RNA. Its product is annotated as ARL14 effector protein-like. NCBI's taxonomy places the organism in Eukaryota, Metazoa, Arthropoda, Copepoda, Calanoida, Temoridae. The record is from RefSeq and is a predicted model, not a curated record. Bases 43 to 501 code for a protein of 152 amino acids. The transcript is spliced from 6 exons. Gene Ontology annotation, cellular component: intracellular membrane-bounded organelle.